Haemonchus placei is the source of this 1131-nucleotide messenger RNA. NCBI's taxonomy places the organism in Eukaryota, Metazoa, Nematoda, Chromadorea, Rhabditida, Trichostrongylidae. The record is from the annotation of a GenBank genome assembly.
AUGUCGCCUAAGCGACCUACAUCGUUAUACAGCUCAGGUCACAGCUGUGCAUUGAAAUCCUACAGAUCUCUGAAUUCCCUCAAUAAGAUCAAUCAGUCGGAAACUUGUCGACUAGAGGAGGUAAAGCUGGCAAUAAAAUCACAGUUCGGUGCUGAAUUUCGACGGUUUUCAAUAGCUGUUGGGGCUGGCAUACCCUCACCGUCGUACGAUGAGUUCGCAGCAUUAAUACAGGAUCUCCAUAGGCUCACGAAAGAGCAAAGAUCAUCAACUCAUAUCACGUACCUCUCACAAGACGGAAGCACAUUGCCAAUAUCUAAUGAUGAAAAUUUGAGAAAAGCUCUGGAAACCAGAGAAAAAGUGCUCCGACUUGUUGUCCAGCAGAAGGGUGAGUCGCUGGAGGAACAAUACGGUUACGGAGCUACACCUGAAGCGUUGAUCAGNGUGCAAAGUUCUUUUUCUGUAGGUUACUCCGAACGUCUUACCCCGUGGGGCUACACAGUGGCUCCCGGAAUUUUCAUCUCACGUCUACUUCCGAAUGGUCUAGCAGCGUCAACAAAUUUGCUUAGCGUCAAUGACGAGAUUGUCGAAGUUAAUGGAAUCGAAGUAAUCAUUUCAGUAUCUGAGAAGACCCUCGAUCAGGUGACGGACAUCAUGAUCGCCAACUCGGCCAAUCUCAUCCUGACAGUCAGACCUGCAGGACCUAGCUCACAUCACAAUUUGCCAUAUUUACUGCCUCCACCCUGUGCCUUAACUCCUUUACCUCCCAGCUACUAUAGCCCAUACGGUUGUAGUCCACAUCGGGACUAUCGCGACUACGGUAUACCACCUGGAAUACUUCCGAGUUACUGCAGUCCUCAGAUGACACAAUCACUAUGGGCCCCCAGCAAUCUUCUUCGGUAUGGUAUGGAAAAUCAACCGGAAAUGGGCAGAAUGCCGAUCUCACAGCCACUACAUUGCUCGUCGUUCUCUCGCGAGAGCACCUGGCGAAUAAGUGACAAACUCGCGAAGAUGUCAUUGCGGUCUCGCGAUUCACCCCAGCACCACUCGGAUCAGAAGAAACGACCGCUUACAGUCCACUGCUCCACUCAGAACGUGAUUCCUGCUCCGCCAUACCCAUUCUACGGCUAUUGA